This is a messenger RNA of Closterium sp. NIES-65, 1674 nucleotides long. Lineage: Eukaryota; Viridiplantae; Streptophyta; Zygnematophyceae; Desmidiales; Closteriaceae. The record is from the annotation of a GenBank genome assembly.
AUGCGUAGACAAGGACAGCCAGGUGAUAUGGAGGAGGAGUCAUGCAGCGAGGAUGAUGGGAGUGUCGGUUUGGUUGAAGGGAUUGGUGAAGUGGAUGAGGAGGGACGGGAUGAUCGUGAUGCCGUGACAUAUGGUGGGGCGCUGGUCGAGGUGUUUGGUAGGGAUCCCGGAACUGCCGGUGAUGUUGGUCUUGGAGAACGCACAACCACGAACUCAGACUUGCCCACUCAAACGGACAAUUCGGGGGCGACACAGAUAGACAUCACCCAAGAGAGUCAGGCGGGACGAGUGUCGGAUACUUCGGUGGCCGAGCGGGUGGAAGGGUUGAGGACGGCGGAGGACGUGAUUGCAGGGCGUAUACGGCGGAUGCAGGGAUUACUCCUGCAGCGUGAUGUGGCAAGACAGGCAGGAGAGGAACGUGCAACAAAUGAAGCAGGGGAUGGCAAGGCAGCAGGGGAUGGCCUGGCAGCAGGGGAGCGGCGGACAGGCAGGGUUGGGAGGGCGGCAGCGGACGGGAGGGCAGCAGGGGUUGGGAGGGCAGCAGGGGAUGGCAAGGCAGCAUGGGAUGACAGGGCAGCAAGGGAGCAGCGGACAGGCAGGGUUAGGAGGGCAGCAGGGGUUGGGAGGGCAGCAGAGGAUGGGAGGGCAGCAGGGGUUGGGAGGGCAGCAGGGGAUGGCAAGGCAGCAUGGGAUGACAGGGCAGCAGGGGAGCAGCGGACAGGCAGGGUUAGGAGGGCAGCAGGGGUUGGGAGGGCAGCAGAGGAUGGGAGGGCAGCAGGGGUUGGGAGGGCAGCAGGGGAUGGCAAGGCAGCAUGGGAUGACAGGGCAGCAGGGGAGCAGCGGACAGGCAGGGUUAGGAGGGCAGCAGGGGUUGGGAGGGCAGCAGAGGAUGGGAGGGCAGUAGGGGUUGGGAGGGCAGCAGGGGUUGGGAGGGCAGCAGGGGAUGGCAAGGAGGCAUGGGAUGACAGGGCAGCAUGGGAUGACAGGGGAGCAGGGGUUGGGAAGGCAGCAGGGGUUGGGAGGGCAGCAGGGGUUGGGAGGGCAGCAGGGGAUGACAGGGAGGCAUGGGAUGACAGGGCAGCAUGGGAUGACAGGGGAGCAGGGGUUGGGAAGGCAGCAGGGGUCGGGAGGGCAGCAGGGGUUGGGAGGGCAGCAGGGGUUGGGAGGGCAGCAGGGGUUGGGAGCGCAGCAGGGGUUGGGAGGGCAGCAGGGGUUGGGAGGGCAGCAGGGGUUGGGAGGGCAGCAGGGGUUGGGAGGGCAGCAGGGGAUGGCAAGGAGGCAUGGGAUGACAGGGCAGCAUGGGAUGACAGGGGAGCAGGGGUUGGGAGGGCAGCAGGUGUUGGGAGGGCAGCAGGGGAUGGCAAGGAGGCAUGGGAUGACAGGGCAGCAUGGGAUGACAAGGGAGCAGGGGUUGGGAAGGCAGCAGGGGUUGGGAGGGCAGCAGGGGUUGGGAGGGCAGCAGGGGUUGGGAGGGCAGCAGGGGUUGGGAGGGCAGCAGGGGUUGGGAGGGCAGCAGGGGAUGACAGGGGAGCAGGGGUUGGGAGGGCAGCAGGGGCUGGGAGGGCAGCAAGGGUUGGGAGGGCAGCAUGGGAUGGGAGGGCAGCAGGAUACGAGAGGCCAAUUUGGGUCCCAGGAUGCGUUACAAGGGCAAUUUGGGUACGUCCAAGCCCUUAA